AUGGCAGAUUCCAGCUCAGCCAACUUCACCAACCCCUCCACCUUCAUCCUCCUGGGCAUGCCUGGUCUAGAGGCAGCCCAUGUCUGGAUCUCCAUCCCCUUCUGCACUAUGUACACCAUCACCAUCUUAGGGAACAUCACCAUUCUGAUCAUAGUGAAGACAGAGCCGAGCCUCCAUGAGCCCAUGUACUAUUUCCUCUCCAUGCUGGCCAUCACCGACCUGGUCCUGUCCACAUCCACCCUGCCCAAAAUGCUGAGCAUCUUCUGGUUCAAUUCCCGGGAGAUCGAUUUCAGUGCCUGCCUCACCCAGCUGUACUUCGUUCACUGCUUCUCAGCAAUUGAGUCUGGACUUUUUGUGGCCAUGGCUUUGGAUCGCUACGUGGCCAUCUGCCAUCCCCUGAGACAUUCCACCAUCCUGACAAAUGCUGUGGUGCCCAAGAUCGGCCCGGUUGCUGUGCUGCGAGGUGCCAUACUUGCAUUGCCCUAUCCCUUCCUGGCCAGGCAGUGGCCGUAUUGUAGAACCAACAUCAUCCCCUACACGCACUGCGAGCACAUGGCCGUGGUGAGCCUGGCCUGCGCCGACAUCCGUGUCAGUAGCUACUACGGCCUCUUUACACUAAUCUGUAGGAUUGGUCUCGAUGUGUUUUUUAUUGCUCUGUCCUACACCCAGAUCCUCAGGGCCAUCUUCCGACUGCCCACCAAGGAUGCCCGGCUCAAGACUUUUGGGACCUGCAGCUCCCACCUCUGUGUCAUCUUGGCCUUUUACAUCCCAACUCUCUUCUCUUCCCUCAUGGUCCGUUUUGGCCACAAUUUGCCCCUUAAUUUCCAUGUUUUCUUUGCUAACAUGUACCUCCUGCUGCCCCCCAUGCUAAACCCCGUUAUCUAUGGGGUGAGGACUCAACAGAUCCGGGCCAGGCUGCUCCAGCUACUUCCUCGUAAAGGGCCUAAGGUUUUCUCCUGA
Molecule: messenger RNA, 960 nt
Organism: Pelodiscus sinensis (Chinese soft-shelled turtle)
Lineage: Eukaryota; Metazoa; Chordata; Testudines; Trionychidae
Product: olfactory receptor 52R1-like
Biological process (GO): G protein-coupled receptor signaling pathway
Cellular component (GO): plasma membrane
Molecular function (GO): G protein-coupled receptor activity; olfactory receptor activity
Source: RefSeq, a predicted model, not a curated record